UGGCAAACUCUUUGUGAGCCAGGCAUUGUUUUUUAAAAUUUUUUUUUCCAUGUCUGCUGCUCUUAGCAGUUCUGUUUUCGAGAUUCUGAGCUUUGAUUUUCCAGUUUUGAACGUGCCAAAUGCCAAAGUCUUUGAAAAGAAUUUUAGUCUUGGCCUUAACUACUACCCCUUAUCACAAACUAGGAAUUCGUUUGGAAACGCAACAAAAGUGAGCUUUUCUUUCUUUCUUUCUUUCUUUUUUUGGCUUACUUUUUCAUUUUCCAUUCAUUUCCAAAAAGCCUUAGAUCUUGGCCCUUGGUACUUGCAAGCAAUGCGAAAUGCGAAGGGCGACCUGGUUGGUGUCACCGAGCUCUCGGCCGGGCGGCUGGUCCAAUUUCACCUGUGUCUUGGUGAGUCAGAACACCUUUGUGAUGCAGAACUCCGUUUUCUAAUAUCUGCUGAACGGACUGACUUGACUUUCUUUUUCCUGCAAAGAAUGGUGUUCUGGUCUUCAGUCUCUUUAUUAAGAUUUCCAAGGGUCUGCAGGGCUUUUUGCAGUCACAAAAAGUUGCCGAGGUUCGAAGAUUCCUCAGGCCUCGGGGCUGAGGAGGUCCUGCAAGCUUAAGGAUGUUUGCGGCUGCGUUCUGACGGCCCGGACGGUGAAAUGCCAGGACGGCCAUUCCGUGGCACGAGGCUGCCAGGGUGAGCUGUCUGCAAGUCACGAUGCAAAAGCUGCCAAGGCUUUGCAGGCCUUCCUGACCCGCCUCUGAACCUUCCACCUCAAAGUGUUUCCAAACGCGCAGUUCUUGCCCG
Durusdinium trenchii is the source of this 792-nucleotide messenger RNA. Lineage: Eukaryota; Dinophyceae; Suessiales; Symbiodiniaceae. The record is from the annotation of a GenBank genome assembly.